GUUGCAGAUCAUCGUGUGGUGGUUCUUCACGAAGGUGGCGCUGCACAGCGGAAGCGGGGGCAGCGGAGGCGGUGGUGGGGGCAGUGGCGGGGGUGGCAAGCACGGCAACGUCAACAGCAACAGCCACGCGUCGCAGCACGCAUGCGCGUCACUGUGCGACGAGAUGGUGGUGCUGUGGCGGUUGGCGGCACUCAAUCCAGGCAUCACACCGCACGAGCGUCGCACCCUCCAGCAGCAGUUCAACGAUUGGAAUGCCAAGAUCAUCAACAAAAUAAAGACGAGGAGUGUAACAACUACGAGCAGCAGUAGCAGCAGUCACAACGCGGCCAAUCAGGCCAGCCGGCAGUCCUUCCCGGGCCUGGAGGUGUUUGCCGGGUUUAAGCCGGCCAUCGAGGCAUGCGCACUCGACUGGGAGGACUACCAGAUCCCGGAGGUCACCUACAGUGACGGAGCCUCCUGGCUCUACUACACACAGCCCUUCACCUGCUUCCGCCAGGGCAACGAUGCCAAUAAAGAGCAGCACACCACUAAUCCGGUGAAUGCAUCUCCAGCUGUGUUGAACUUCGAGCACCAUCGCCACAUCGGUCAUCACAACUAUCAUCACCACCCUCAUCUCCACCACAGUUCCAGCGCCAAGCGCACCGCCUUUCAUUUUCCUAUUCUCCUCCGUCCUCAGGAUAGACGCUACAGCAGAGGCUAUAGCUCAGAUGCGGGCCUGAACAUGCCUUCACUGCGCAUGCCGACCAGCCACAACGGAAACCGCAGCUCAGUCAGCAGCGAAGGCUUCUGCGAGAACGACGAGAACCCCGUGCAGGAGGAGACUGACUCGCAAGAAGGAGGUGGAAGCGAUCUGUCGUCAUCGAGCGGCGAACGUGUUUGCCUGGACGAUUCAAGCUCAGUGUUUGCGUCCGCCUCCGCGCUGAACUGCCCCCCCAACAAGGGCUCGGGAGGCGGCACCAGCUCCACUCCUCAGCCGCACACCUCCUCAUCGUCAUCGGCAGUUGCCGCCUCCUCUGCCUCCUCCUCACCAUCGUUUGUCUGCAACGACGCGCCGCCUCCGCAGUCCACACAGCCCCAGCCCCAGCCAGCCCACGACAAUCGAAGCCACAUGAAAGAUAGCAAAAUUAUGCCUUGGCUGUCACAGGCGGAGAGUGACGCAGGACCCAGUCGAGUGGUGGGAGUGGUGGAGGGAGGAGUCAGCCGCCGCCUCUCCAAGGACGACUCUCUCUCUUCCUCCAACUCGGACUCGCAGCAGUCGGGCGACGAGUACAACGUGUACUUCUUCGACCCGAAGACAAUGGGGCCCUCCAACGGCACUGGCAGGGGCCAAUCGUCCGAUUCCAAUGCUAAGCAGGACACGUGGAACGAAACUGAAUUGGCAUUAGAGAAUAUGAAAGGCUCUACAGAUCCGUAUGAGAUCCUUUUCGCCAGAGCGGAAGGCCUCCACGCUCAUGGCCACAGCAAGGAAGCGUGCACCCUGGGCGUCGAGUUGGCUGAAAACCUUCUUGCCAAUCCUCCUGAUCUCAUGAUCGAAUUGCCCCCAAUCCUGAGCAAAGGAAAACGUAAAAAGCAGCAGUUGAACCCAGCGUCACACCAGCUGAGCGUGUUGGCGUCGGACACACUGGCCAAGUGUGCCUUCCUGUGCACAGUGUUGGCCGAGAACCCCGAGUACUACCACCUUGCCUUCAGAGUCGGCCUGUUUGGCCUCGAAAUGGCUCGGCCACCAGCCAGCACCAAGCCAUUGGAGGUGAAACUAGCCAACCAAGAAUCUGAACUAGUUAAUCUACUGAAGCGGAUACCUCUGGAUGAGUGGGAACUGAGCAUCAUUAGAGAGAGAGCGCAACAGCUGAAGGAUGGCACACUGCGAUCGCGGGGCGAAGCGCUGCUACCCAUCAACCUGGCUGGAUUUCUCCUUGAUGCUCUCAUCACAUCUUCAAAUAAUCGUGCCUAUGCGCCUAAUGGGCAUCAGCUGUCGGACGAAUCACUCGGCUUCGAGGCAGCAGUCGCCGCACUCGGCCUCAAGGCAAACAUCUCCGAGGCUGACCAUCCACUGCUCUGCGAGGGAACAAGACGCCAACGGGGUGACCUGGCGCUGACUCUGUUGGUGUUGUACAAAGACAACCCGUGCAAGUUGGCGCGCAUCAUGGAGAAGCUGCUAGACCGCGACGUGCACCAGCUGGUGAAGUCACCGGUGCCUAUAUCCUACUACUCGAGCAAUCCGCCCGUCAAGAGCCAGCACGGCUGUCGGCCGCCACCACUGCGCAAAGACACGCACCCUCACCCCCACGCCCAUGCCCGCCCCCACCCUCACCACAUGGACAACACCCAGCCACCCCUCAUGUGUCCCUCGUCGCCGCCCCAGCCGCCCUAUGUCGCCACCCUCGUUCUCGAUCCCACUCUAGUGCUCAGUGGCAGCAAUGGAAGCGGCGCUGGUAGCCGCCCGCACAGCUGCAACAGUGCCGAACUGGAGGUGGGCCUAGCUGGUCUACCGCCCCCUCCAACCCCCACCACCUCCACCCCCGUCACCUCAUCCAGGUCCAAGGAGUCCUGCGCUAUCGGUCGUCGUGGCAAGCGCGCAUGUCCGUCGAUCCCAAACCAGCCAUCGGAGGCGGGUGCACACUUCACGUUCGAGCUGGCCAAGACAGUGUUGAUGAAGGCGGGAGGCAGCAGCUCUACGUCCCUGUUCACACAGGUCUCCUCGAGCCAGGCGCACCACGGGCCGCAUCGCGCCCUGCACAUGUGCGCCUUCCAACUUGGCCUCUACGCGCUUGGCCUGCACAACUGUGUCUCGCCCAACUGGCUCAGUCGCACCUAUUCCUCCCAUGUCUCAUGGAUAACCGGACAAGCGAUGGAGAUAGGCGCGCCGGCGAUUUCGUUCCUGAUGGACACGUGGGAGGGCCACCUGACGCCGCCAGAGGCCGCCUCGAUCGCCGACCGCGCGUCCCGCGGCUGCGAUGACAACAUGGUCUACGCUGCUGCCGAGCUCGCCCUCUCCUGUCUGCCGCACGCGCACGCGCUCAAUCCCAACGAGAUUCAGCGCGCCAUAUUACAGUGCAAAGAACAAAGUGACCUGAUGCUCGAACAAUCGUGCCUAACCGUGGAGAAUGCUGCCAAAGGAGGUGGAGUAUAUCCCGAAGUGCUGUUCCAAGUGGCCAAGUAUUGGUACGAGCUGUUUGUUGGGCACACACCUGGUGGCGAGCAAAUGAUGGAGCUGGAACAAGCGCCAGACGAUGGUUCAGCAGCUGCGGCUGCGGCGGUUCAGGGCCUAGCACUGGUCGACACGAGCAUGCCUCCUCUGCCGCCUCCACCGCCCCCACCCGCCCCAUUCGGCAUGCCCUUCGCCGUGGCCGCGCCCUACGGCUAUGCUAUCCACCCGCACCCUCCAACCUUCCAGCUGGCCGCCGCCCCCACCCACCACAUCCAGAUCCCUACCUACCACCUGCCGCCCCCACCCACUUUCCAGUACCCGCCCCACGCCUCCAACCAACAGCAGUGCAUCAACUACUUCAACGUGCGUCCCAUUAACAAUCACCAAAUGCUCGCGCCCAUGGCUUCUACUCUCCAGACAACAACCACUAUUCACGUUACGCCAAACCAAGGGCAGCUGGUGCUGACUCAGGCGAGUGGAUCGCAGGCGAUCGCUCAGCAGGCAGUGGUGGCGACUGGAGUCGUGGCCGGGCCUCAGGUCAGCCGCCUGCAGCCGCCCCCGCCCCAACAGGUCCCGGUGCACAGACACAAUCUGACGAGCGUGCAACUGCGCUACCUGUUGGCCGCGUACCGGGUGGGCAUGCUGGCGCUGGACACGCUUGCACGACGCGUGCACGAUGACCGACCGCAGGCCAAGUACGCGCGCAACCCGCUCUACGGCGAGGACGUCAAGUGGCUGCUGCGUGUCUCCAAGAAACUCGGCACUCAGUACCUGGUGCAGUUCUGCCUGUGCGCAGUAAACAGCAUCGUGAGUCCGUUUGUGCUGCAUGACGUGGCUCUGGAGGCGGCGCACUACUUGGCGCGCAACAACCCCGCGCUCGUCGUGCAACACCUGCGCUCCAACCUCGCGCCGCUCGUGCAAAAGUGCCAGCAGAUGUAUAUACAGUGCAUGCAUCUGAAACUUUAUCAUCUGAGUGCGCCUGACUACGAAGACUUUGUGUCGAUUGUCUGCUCAGCCAGAGCUGCAUUCCAAAUCACACCCGAAGGAAACGCGCAGUUCAAAGAAUGGCUGCAGUCUAUAAGACGGUCCAAGUCGUGUAAGAAAGAUCUGUGGAGUCAGAUCAACACAGCACUGCAGGCUGCAAGCAAAUGACAAAGGUCCGACUUAGGCACCGCACUGGCCAUGAUAGGCAGUGGGGAGGGUGGUGGUGGGGGGGCUUGGUCCCUCGCGGUCCCCCCACUUCACCACUCCCCCGAGCCAGAGGGGCCAGCACUGCCCAACCUCUGGACUUCUUGAGGUUCUGCCUGUCGACGUGCGUUUAAUUAAUUAAUCUAGCUUUUGCCACCUUUUCUCAAUAGCUGUUUCAACUGAAUUUCCAAAAACCGACUUCGAAUUCAUUAUUUGGUGAGGUAGCAUUAUUAUUGCGCAUGCGUCCUACUUUUCAUACAUUCGCAAUACAUAUGUUAAAUAAGUUGAAUUUCAACUUAGUUUGAGGAAAUUUCAACGAAACUGCUAUUGAAAAAUAGGUGGGUUAAUUUGGCCUGGUUGCCACCGGUUCUCAUGCAACGCAUCUGCGUAGAUGGAUCUCUAGAAUUCAGCGUAUAUCAAUUAAUAUUAUCGUCGGUAGUAAAUUAAUCUAUUUGUUAUAGUAGCAUUAUAUUCUUAGUUUUAAUAGGAAAUUCAAAGCGAAAUAGUUUAUUUCAAUAUUCUCGUUGACUUUCAAGUAUUACAAAAUAGUGUGAAAUUUUUCAAAAAACCUAGAGUUUCUUUCUCUAAACGUUUGUUUUUAGCAAGAUCUGCUGUUAGUUAUUUCAUUUAAUUCCAAGUUCAAUUUUUUUAAGGUAUUCUCCAAUACUUGAAUAGUUGAUUUGUUUAAUGAUUAUAUUGCUGUUUCCACUGUGAAAACGCAAGAUAUUAAAUUCGAUCCAGUGUAUCGAAUAAUUAUAUUUCUUUUCAAUUCAAUUAUUUUGUGAUUCGAUCGAUAUUCUAUAGAUAUUAUUACGUUGAGAUUGGUUGUACCUGUUCAAGUAUUUAAUUUCUGUGUGAUUGACUUGAUAUUACUUUGAAUAUCCAAAUAGUGUGGCAACUUCUCGAAUGAUACUUAAUUCUCCCCUAUCCCUUUCAGUGCAUGCAAGGAAACUUGGUAGUUCAAAACUGUACUUAUUCUAAGAUACCUAUCAAACUCAUAUUCAUUGAUUGCAUGAAAAGGCAACAAUGAUAUAAACAUAACUUUAAAAUUCGAUAUACAUCAUUUUCAAAUUGUUUGAAAUAAAUUAUGUAUAAUAGUACAUCAUAGUCACUGACAAAUGAUUGUUCAAUACAUACUUAUUAAUACCAUAUGUUACAAAAUUGUAAAGAAAAAAAUAUCAUGCUUCUCCACUGAAAUUUAAGCCUGUGUGUGGUUGGAAAAUUAGGAAAACGUUUUUUUUAGCGUGAGAUAAAUCGUCUUUUUAAAUGUAUAAUAUAUUCUUAGUACAGUAUAUAAGUAGGUUAAUAUAAUUAAUGUUAAUAAUAUGACUGUAUCGUCAAUAACCAAGCAAUUAUAUAGUAAUUAAAAAUAACAAAAAAUAAAAUAUAUUUUAAAGAGAUGAAUAAUAUUGUCAAAACUGUUUGCAACAAUCUUAAAUUUAUAAUGAAAUAGAAAUUAAUGAGAGGAUUGAGAGUAUCGAUGCAAUGAUGAACUUUUUAUUAAAAACGUAUUAUUAUACUAACAGCAUUAACACAAAUAACUUGAAACAGAAAACUGUUAACUAAAAGAAUCAAUACAAAUAUAACCUAUAACAAAAAACAGUUCUGUUGAACAUAUUGUGACUUUGUUUAUUGAAUUAUCAUUCAAUGUAAUAUAAGAAUAUUUUAAAGCUUGGCUAACAAUUUCAAGAAAUAAAUUACAAUAUCAAAUGUCACACUAUUGUUGAAAUACGUUGUGACUAAAACAAAUAAAGUUACAAAUAUUGUAAUCUAAUAUAUUUGCCUAGUAAUAGUAGUUUUUAAUCCUUAAUAAUUGUUGUUAUAAAACAGAACUCUCACUUCAUUUUGUUAUUGAUAUUUCUCUAAUUAUAAAACCACUUCACUAGCAUCGGCUACUUUUAAAAAUUAAAAAACACAAUAUAAGGACAUAAAGUACCCUCUAUUUAAAAUAUUUCAAAAGAACAAUUUAAAAUUUAAGAAUAUUUCAAAUAAAGGGUACUUUAUGACCUCAUGUUGUGUUUUUUAAUAAUUUCCCAAUUCAUCAAUACAAUUUUUUCCAUUAUAAAUUGAGAUUAAUCCUAAUCCUUAUGUUAUUAUCUUUUGAAAUAUUCAAGAUCCUACAAGUUUCCUUGCUUAUUGCACAAUUGAAGCAUCUCAUUGUGAGCUGUUAUCUAGAAACUCAUCCUUGCUCAAAAUUUGUUCUCAUUUUAAAAUGUUGUAUAAUUAUGUACUUUGCUCAAAUUCAAUUGUUUUCUUCUGUAAAUGAAUGGGUGUAAUUUUUCAUUCGAGAAGUUGUAUUAUUUAGUACUGUUCUUUAAUAUUUAGUUCUUGUAUGUAGAGAUUAAAUCAUAUUUAUGUUAACUUUACUCUAUUCCUUUGAGGUUGAUAUUAUAUUUUUUCAGAUAAUUUAUUUCUUGUGAUUUCUUUUGUUCGAAUUGCUGAAUAAACCUAUUGCCUUCUAGUCUUCAUCUUUUGUCAAUAAUAUAAAUAAUUGAUUAUAAAAAUUAAGUGUCUUAAUCAUGUUGCCCUUGCAAAUCUAAGUAGAUACAAAAUUUUCAGUUCUCACAUGUUUUUCACAAUAAUAUAUAUAAAACGUUUUUCAUCAAUAACAUGAUUUUUCCUGUGUAUAUACAUACUUCAACAUACACUUUCAUCAGAAAUAAUUAUUUCUUCUUUACAUGAUUUAUAAGUUAAUUUCUUAUUCCCACUCGUCUCAUUUAAUAUUGAUUUUCAAGUUAUUGAUAAUUGGAGUAAGAUAGUAAUGCAUUUCUCAUGCUCAUCAUCAUCAGUCAGUAGUUAUGCAAGGGCAUUUAUAUUUCACUAGUUCCAUCUGAGAAAGUAAUAAUAGUAAAUAAUUAUUAAUUGAAUAUCACUUCAUCAACUAUCAUCAAUUCAUUUUAAAAGUAAUGAACUUGACAUGAGUUUGUCUUCCUAAUGUAAAUUAGAAUUGAUGUUGAUAAUAUUAGUCUCCUAGUGUAUUAUAAGUUCAGACAACUUAUAAAACAAUAUAGAUAGGUACAAACUGAAUUAUACUCAUAAAUGUCAAGGUUUUUUUAGGAAAGUGCCAUUCUAAGGAAACUGAUUAAUCGUCUCACUGUUCUCUAAAUGGGCCAAAAGUAAUAAUAAAAUAAUAGAUUUCUUUUUGUAAGUUUAUGCAUCGUACAAUAGCUUAAAUAGUGGCCGUAAUGAUUUACAAGCACAUUGAAAAUUGUAUGUGACUCUUCGAUAAUUAUUUUCAAAACAGUUUUUCCAUUAUUCACGCUUUACAGUACUAUGUUGCUUGAAUUGAAAAAAAUAUGUCUCAAAUUAAUCGAAACUUGUCAAUAAUAAACUCGAGAAUUCAUCCGUUAUUCUUUUGAUGCAUGAUAUUAAUAUCAAUCUACUUGCAGUAUGAUUUAUCAGCCUUAUGAAUGUGUCAAAAGAUAAGACUUAUAAAGUUGGAGAUUAACAAACUUAUUAUAGUUAGAAAUAAUGGUUGAACAUUUCAUGAAAAUAUUGAAUAGAAUAGCUAAUAGGUCCUUAAUAGAAAAAUAAAUAUUGCAAAUCCGUCAAAGCAAUUUAACAGCUAAAUUUGAAUACUAUUAUUUUUUAUUUUAUCGAUUUUAUGACUUGAAUGAUCAAAUAAAAUAUGAUUUAUUUAUAAAGUAGAUAGCAAAUAAUUUCAUCGUUAUCGAUCGAUAUAAAAUGUAUGAUCGAUUUUUUGUAAUAUAAUAGAUUUCAUUCAAGAUUAGUCCACUUGUAGAAAAUUGUGUGAAAUCAUGUAUCCUCGUACUGUAUUCGAACAAUGGAUUGCUGAGAAUUCUUUUAUAAAGAGCAUUAUUGCGAUUCAGUUAAAUAAAUUCACUGAUUCUCAUAAAAUUAUUUUGGUGCAUGGAUAUUUAAUUCACGAUUUAAAAAGUGGUAAGAAUGAGGUAAUCAAUUUGGGCUAAAUGUCUACAAUUCGAUCCUUGGCUCAAAAACAUCUCGCGUUGAAUAUUAUUCUACAUCAUAAGAGAAAUUUGUUGCAUUAACAAUCCAAAUGUGCAUUCUUGUUAGAAAAUGAAUUUAGUAUCUAAGAAAAGGCAUUAUAUUGCCUUUUUCAUAUUCUUGUCAUUCCACUUGUGAUACGGCAAAAUAAAGUUGGAUUCCCAUAUAUCAGUAUCGGUGAACGUGUCCAGUAAAUUGAGAAUAUUAUUGCCAUAAGUUGCAAGCUAGUAUUUAUACUAACUCGGCCGGGCUGAUUGGGAGUAGUCCCAUCUCAUUUUCACUGAACGGUUCACUGGCUUUGGAAACGAGACGGGGCCGCAUUACCUGUCCUUUGGGUAUUGCUUCAUAAAGAUUCAUCCUUCAACUGUUCCCUGAUUCCUUCAACUGAAUCCUGUGAACCCUCAUCAUACACUCACAUCGAUUUUGGACGUACUAUAAAAGUUAGAUAAAAGUGGUCUAGUGGUCGUGAAGACAGUGGCGCAUGUGACCAAACCGGCGUCUUUAUACACAUUGGAUUUUGUUCAAACGUCCGGCGUUGGAUUUACUUGAGCCCAACACGAGCCUCGAGGGUUCAUGCUGACAAACAGCUGAAGCGAAAAUAUACGCCCACGAUAUAAAUAUCGAUUUCAUCAUUCACACUAAAUAAAUGGUCUUAAUUUAACUAAAUUUGUACUUAUCAACAAUAUAGUAAUAUGUGUGUUGAUCCAAACUGUAGGAUACGCGACAGUAGCUGGUUUUACAGCUGAUAGUGCCUUUAGGUAACCAGAAUGGUUCACAAAUAAUACAUUCCUCCGAGUGGGGAAUAAUGGUAUUGUGACUCAUUAACAAUUGGUCACUGAAAUGUUGAAAUUUAACAAUAGGCGACCGCUAAAGGGUCACUAAAACUUCUACCUGUUCAUCUAUUGUUUUCGUCGGCCCAGUCUCGUCUCCAAUACCCCCGUUCACUGACUGAUACUGAUAAAUGGGGAUUGCUUUUAAACUAGCUGAUUUAUCGGUAUUUUUGGCAAUCAAAGAAAAUUAAUUCAUGUACCUUCUAAUUUACGUCACUGAACUAAUCUUUAAAAUAUAAUUAUCUUUUUUGUAUGAAAAUUUGAGACACGUAUGAGGAGAAAGAAAAAUAAAUCGUAUGUGUGAUGUAAGAAUGUAGUAGAGAAGGUGAGGCAUUUUAACAAUGUGACAGAGUACGGUAUGGUAUUAGAAGGGUUAUUAAACAUCUUAUAAAUUAAAUACAUAGUUGAACAAAAACAAAACUAGCUUUCCAAUUGAAAAAGGUCCCACAAUGUUCUGCUCCUUCAUUAUCAACUCCUCAGACGUUAAUUUCCAACUAUUAGUAUUUUAUUCGUAAUUUGUCAUUGGAGUCAGAUGUCAAUUUAUUUCUCAUUCAAUACAUUCAAUAAGGUGAAACUUUUAUUGUAAAAUAUAUUUGGAUUGGGAAAAUGGACUGAACAAGAUUACCUCCAUCCUAAUAUGACAGCCAACGAAUUAAAUGAAAUUAUUAAUCUAUAUUGAAAACUUUAUUAUUAAUCGUUCAUGUAUAAAAAUGCUCUCUUCGAAUUUUCUUGAAUUUACUUUCAACAAUAUAACUUACUGAAUAACAUUUUAAAGUAUUUUAUCGGAUAAGUAGUGUUCUUAGGUCGAAUAAUAAUAUUAAUUUCAAGUAUCAUUUAUUGGAUUAGGAUAAAUUAAUUUAUAAAUGUGUGUGGUGUUUUAGUGUUUCUAGAAUAAAAUGGAAUGUUUAGUAGUUUCAUUGUACAGUCAUUUUUGUAUUUUUUAUUUCUAAUGUCUUGAGUAAUAACAGAUUCUCAAGUAAAGUAAGCUGCAGAUAAAUACUGAGAUGCAAAUAACUAUUGGAAAAUUGGUUUAGUUGAGACGAUUAAAACAGGAACAAUCAUCAUUGAAACCAAGUACAUUGAAUUGGACAGCAACUCUUGAAAAAUGUUUAAUUUUCAAAUUUGUAGAUAUAAUAGAAUAAUUUGAAGAACCGAAAAGACAAACCAAUUGACAUUUAGCGAAAGUGUAUGACUGAUAUUGAUUUUUCAAAAACAGUUGUGACCAGCGAUUGUCAUUUCAAUAAUUUGAGAGAAUGCCGCGCUAACUGCAGGGAUAAUCACCCCCUUUGAAGUGUGAUUUUUGAAAUAAUCACAUCAUAUUGAAAUUACGCCCAUCCUCAGCUGCCUCCAAGUGUUGCUCAACUUUUGAAACAGUCCACUAAUUCUUGGAAUUUUAUUAAAAAAGUUAUUCAGUUCAAGUCUUUUUAUUCAUAAUAAUUAUCUAUGCAUAAAUAAUGAAUUAAUUCAAUUUCACAGAAUACCCUACAGGGAUUGGGUCAAGCUGAGAUACUCAGCUUGUAAUCCGGGACCAAAACUUCUUCAAUAUUAUUGUUUUCAGAUUAUUUUUCAUUGGCUCAAAUGAUCCAUAACGCGUUAUAUUUAACUAUUUCAUGGUAAUGUCACCUUUAGUAUCUGUUUAAUCUCCUGAGGUUUCACUAAAUGUACUUGGUUUCGAAUUUCUUUAUAAAUUUAUCUCAAAAAAAAAUAAUUGCAUCUCUUGAAAUCUGCAGUCGAAUUAAAAGUGAGGUAUUUUUUCUUUUUCUAAUGAAGUAAUUAGUUAUAUAAUGUAAUACAUAUACAAGGAUACAUAUAUAUUAUAAAUAAAUAUAUUAUUAUAUAAAGAUUUUAACCGAUAAACUGUGACAGAUGAUCUAUAUAUUUACAUUGCCUACUCAUUAAAGUAAUAAAAGUAGCUUUAUGAAUUAAGUCAUGAUAAAAUUUUCUGUGUUGUCUUAAUUUAUUAUAUUAUUUAAGUAAGUUCUCUACAAUCACAUCAGUUCUUCAAAGUAUUUAUUGGAUGAAUUGAUAUAAAAACUUCGUGUUUAAACUUUGUCAUUGCAUUGCACAGCUGGAAUAUUUAAGAAAUCUUGUACCGUAUUUAACAUUUCAAAGUCAUUUUAGUAAAUUUUCAAGAUCUAGUUCUCCAAAUGAAAUUGGACGCUCUGCGCUUCAAUCUGCAAUAAUUUGUGACCUCCCUUUGAACAUGAUUAGUUUCUAGAAGACCUAUGUCCCAAGUCCUCUAUUUCUAAAUGAAAAAAUUCAUCAAUUUAUUAUUGAAUUCAGUAGACCAAUAUUUUCAAAGAUGGUGAAUAAAAAUAUUCCAAGUGAUUGCAAUGAUAUUGAAAAGUGCUCAGAGUUCAAUUAUUUAUCACAAUACAGUAGUCGGCUGAGAAUAUUUUGUUAAGUUAUUUUAUUUAUUUAUCUAUCUAGGACAAUGUAUUAGCAUAAUUAUGUUAAAUUAUAAUGAUUUUCAUAUUAUACAUUUAAAAUGUAUUCGUUCAACAUUAAAA
Messenger RNA from Nilaparvata lugens (brown planthopper), 11642 nucleotides. It is a transcript of the gene Dora, whose product is annotated as zinc finger SWIM domain-containing protein 8. Gene Ontology annotation, cellular component: Cul2-RING ubiquitin ligase complex. The transcript has 21 exons. NCBI's taxonomy places the organism in Eukaryota, Metazoa, Arthropoda, Insecta, Hemiptera, Delphacidae. The record is from RefSeq and is a predicted model, not a curated record. Bases 164 to 4300 code for a protein of 1378 amino acids.